Harmonia axyridis is the source of this 1890-nucleotide messenger RNA. Its product is annotated as ribosomal RNA-processing protein 8. Lineage: Eukaryota; Metazoa; Arthropoda; Insecta; Coleoptera; Coccinellidae. Gene Ontology annotation, cellular component: nucleolus; rDNA heterochromatin; chromatin silencing complex. The transcript has 4 exons. Gene Ontology annotation, molecular function: methyltransferase activity. The record is from RefSeq and is a predicted model, not a curated record. Gene Ontology annotation, biological process: regulation of transcription by glucose; rDNA heterochromatin formation; cellular response to glucose starvation. The coding region runs from base 418 to 1884 and encodes 488 amino acids.
AGCUUCGUUGCCAAGGUUUCCAGAAUAAAAACGGAUACCUCUUCGAUGGAUUGAAGUUUUAUCGAUAUCGCUGUAGAGAUCGCAGCUGGUGUAUUAUUGAUCGCCAGAGGGUGAUUCAUUGCUUGCACAGAUUAUCCGUAAUCUGUGACUUCUUGUAAUUUAGUUCACAACUAUUAUUAUGACACACUAUUUCACCCAAAUUAAAAACGGAGGAAUUUAAUUUCAAAAAAGCACCGGCUAUCGGCCAUCUACUGGCAAAAUAAUUAAAUGCUAUUGCCAUUGUUAAGAAGAAAAGUUCACCUGUUCACAGUCAAUGUUAAAAAUAAAAUACGGUUAUGUUAUGGAAGUUUGAAUUUUGUUAGUGUGAAAAAAUAUUUUUACAAUAUUUUGUUUAUAGACUGCUGAAUACCGAUAAAAAUGGGAAAAUUCGCUGUUCCCAAAUGGGACUCCACAGAUGUAGCUGAUGAAAUGUGCAACAAAUUAUUUAAGGGAACAAAUAAGAUAACGAUGAAAGGGAAACUUAAAAACAGUGGUAAAAUAGUUAAAGCAAAAUUAAACAAAGCUAAAGUAGAAAUCAAUAAAAAACUAGCGCAAAGCAUUGAAAACAAUUUGGUCAAUGUAAAAAAUGCUGUUAAUAAGAAGAAGAAUAAACUACUCAAAAAACAGAAUCAAUCCAAAAAAGGAACAGAAUUGCUAGAAACUUCCAUGAAUAAUAACAUUAACUCUAGCAAAAAAAAAUUGAAUCAAAAAAAGAAAAAAGUAUCGAAGUUGCAAAAUUUACCAAAUUUUAAACAUAUGAAGAAUGUGAUAGAGACAAAACUGAGCAAUGAAGAUGAUCAACAAAUGCUUUUUUCACAAGAUUCAAUUUCAGAAAGUAGUUGCGUCAACACUGAAAAUAAAAAGAAUAAACGGAAAAAGAAAAAAGUCGUAGAUUCAAAAACAGAUAUAUCAAAAAAAAUAGAAUCAGACAUAGCUAAAGUGAAACAAAAGAAAAAGAAGUUGAACAAAAAAAUUUUUAGUGAAACUGAGGAUUUAGAUGUUACUUUGGAAUCAAAUUCAGGAGAAAGCACAGCUGUUGUUGAAAAUAAAAGCAGCAAACAAAAGAAAAAGAAGUUGAACAAAAACAUUUUUAGUGAAACUGAGGAUUUAGAUGUUACUUUGGAAUCAAAUUCUGAGGACACCACAGCUAUUGUUGGAAAUAAAAACAGAAAGGGAAACAAGAGCCUGUCUUUGAGAGAAAGAAUGUUAGCGAAGCUUAAGGCUUCAAGAUUUAGAUAUUUGAAUGAACAGUUGUACCUUUCACCAAGUAAUGAAGCACAAAAUUUUUUCAAGAGUGAUCCUGAUUCCUUCAAAGCGUAUCACGAGGGUUUCAGACAACAAGUUGACAAAUGGCCAAUAAAUCCUGUUGAUGUCAUCAUCGAGAGCAUAAAAAAAAUGAAUAAAACUCACGUAAUAGCUGACUUUGGGUGCGGAGAUGCCAAGAUUGCUCAGGAGGUUCCACAAAAAGUUCACUCUUUUGAUUUAGUGGCAACUAAUGAAAGAGUUACUGCUUGUGAUAUGGCUAAAGUUCCGUUGAAUAAAGAAAGUGUGGAUGUUGCUGUAUUUUGCCUUUCAUUGAUGGGGACUAACCUACAUGAUUACCUGAAAGAAGCUUGUAGAGUCCUUAAAAUAGGAGGAAUUCUGAAGAUUGCCGAAGUUGAAAGCAGAUUUGAUAAUGUUGACGACUUCAUCAAAGGUGUUCAAAGUUUUGGAUUCAAGAAUACACAGAAAGAUUUGAGCCAUAAUAUCUUCUAUUUCAUUGAUUUCAAGAAAACAACAAAUAUUAAAAAAACCAAAGGCUUACCAACUCUCAGCUUACAUCCAUGCAUGUACAAAAAAAGAUAAAUAAAG